Molecule: messenger RNA, 4971 nt
Organism: Fonticula alba
Lineage: Eukaryota; Rotosphaerida; Fonticulaceae
Exons: 3
Coding region: 1-4971 (1656 amino acids)
Biological process (GO): lipid homeostasis
Cellular component (GO): endoplasmic reticulum; membrane
Source: RefSeq, a predicted model, not a curated record
AUGAGGCCCUCGGCGCGGGAUUUGCUCCGGCGGCUGCUGUUGGCGACGAUGCUGGCGGCGCUGGCUCUUGCGGCCACCACCGCCCUAGCCCGGCAGCCGGUUCGCCUCUCGUCGGCCCCCCCGGUCGGGGCCAUUACCCUGCCAGCCGGGGCAUCCUACAGCACCGGCACCACCACCGGCGAGGUGCACAUCAGCGACCCGGUGAAGACCGUGCGCGAGGAAAUCACCAGCACCCCCGAUGGCGACCGGAUUACCACCAUCACCACGACCACCGUCACCAAGACCUCCACCGUGAGCACGCUGGUCCCGCCGAACAUCGCCACGCUGGAGCGCCAGUCCGACAAGGCCAGCAUCGGGGGCGCUCGCCCGGCCAUCGGUGGCUCGGCCGUGCCCCUGUCAUCGACCCAGAUCCAUCAGAAGCUCCAGGCCGAGGAGCGCCAGCGCCAGCAGCAGGCUCCGGCGGCCAGCCGGUCCGGCCGCGUGGCCGGGUGGGACUUGCAAAAGGGCCCCUCGGGCGGGUGGUCGUAUGCGCGCAUGGCCGGUGCCGGCACCGGCCGGCAGGCCGGCCAGCCCGGCAGCCGGUCCAUGAACAUCAAUUGGGAUGCCAAGCUGAGCGAUUUGCGCGGCGACACGGGGCCCGAGCCGGCUCGCCAGUGGUUCCGCGCGUACCGCCGCGCCGCCGGGCCCGGUGCUGGCGGCACCGGGGCAUCUCGCACCACGCACGAAUACGCCAAGGCCGAUGGCAAGCAGGCCGCCCAUCGGCCGGCACCGCACCAUGAUGAUGGACAUGCCCAGCGGGCCGCCGGUGACGAGCCGCACAGCCACAUCGUUCGCCGGGUGGUCCCGAGCCCGGUGCUCGGGGACGACGCCCACCGCCGGGUCAUGUGGUCGGCCGACGCACAGAAUGUCCUCUACACCUCGGAAGCCAAGAAGAGCCUGCGCCAGCAUUACAGCCGCUGGAAUGGGCUGGUCGUGCCGGGGAUCGUUUGCCUGGCGGCCUUCUUCUUCUACCGGUGGCUGGCCAACCAGGUCCGGCGCUCCAACUCCCGGUGGAUUGGGGCCGGCAUUCGCAACGACUAUGCCGAGCGCAGUGCCAUUGCCUAUACGCGCCGCCAGCACCAGGCCCCGGACCAUGGCGGCUCGGACACGGCCAUGUCGGCCGCCGCCCAUCGAAGCCAGGACCUGGCCCGCGCGGUGGACGCCUUCCGCGAGGACUGGGAUGGGCGGGUGGUCAGCAUCAUCCAUGCGGUCAUCAGCACCACCCUCUCCCUGGCGUGCAUUCGCGCCGACGAGGCGGUCCUGCGCCACGGCAGCCCGGAAUACCAGCUGGGCUACUACACCUUCGGUGCCACCCCCCUGCAUGUUCUCACCCUGGCCGCCAGCUGCGGCUACAUGAUCUAUGACUCGCUGCACAUGGCCCGGAUCCGGCCCUGGACCGGGGGCGACACGGCCAUGACCCUGCACCACAUCGGCUGCGCCAUGGCCUUCGUCCUGUCGAUGGUCAGCGGCCUGGGCCGGGCACAUGUCUGCUCGCUGCUCAUCACCGAGAGCACCACCCCCUUCUUCCACACCCGGUGGUUCAUCCGCCGGCUGAAGGAGUACAACCAGGCGCGCUUCGAGCGCGAGGAGCGCGAGUUCAUUCGCGACCAGUGGCGGCCGGCCCUGGCCCAGGUGUCGGACUACGCGCCGGCCCUGGCCCGGCUGAGCCAGGAGUCGGUCCUGGCCCCGGAUGGCGUGAUGUAUCCCGGGCAGCCGGCCCUCCGGCCGGUGCUGGUCGAUGGGCGCACGGUGGCCGCCCUGCACAGUGGCCAUGGCGCCGGGGCGGCCCUGGCGGCCGCCCAUGCCGAAGCCCCGGGCGGCCACAUCGACUCCAUCGAGCGCCUGGAUGACGGCCGGUGGAACCAGUUCACCGAGGAGCAAAAGUCCGUCAUUUGGAGCCGGCACCGGCGCUCGGUCCGGGCCUUCAAUGCGCUGCUCCACCGGGCCAAGGUGACGGCCGACCUGCUGUUCGCCGUGAUGUUCUUCACGGUGCGCAUCCUCAGCGGCGGGCGCAAUCUCCUCCACAUCAUGGUCAACUGCCUGCAGGCGCUGGUCCUGCCGCCGCGCGAGGCCAGCCUCAGCCGCGGCCUCACUCGGCCACACCGGUGGACGGCCCUCACUCUGAGUGGCCUGGCCGUGGCGCACUUCGCCCUGAACUUCGGCUGGUUCUUGAUCAUCUGCCGGACGGUCCUCCGCGCGGCGUACACGUCCCUGGUCUCCUGGGCCGGGCCCGGGGCCAGCAGCCUCUUCGGCCUGUCCGGGCUGACGGGCCUCCGGGACUUCAGUGUCCGGGUGACGGCCGGACGCGAUGCCCCGGCCGCCACGACCGAGGCCCGGUAUGCCGACCGGUCGGCCAGCUACCGCCGCCGCCGGCCCGAGGGGGCGGCCAGCCUGCCGUCAUCGGUCAGCGCCAGCAAGCCGGGCCAGUGGUUCGACGACCGGCUCCGGUCCCGGCCGGCCGAGCGCCUUUCGAGCUUGCUUUCCUCGCCCCCGCGGCAGAUGGCGGCCACCAGCGGUGGUGGUGGUGGUGGUGGUCCUCGCAGCCCCGGCAAGUAUGCCGACGACGAGAACUGGCGCAACAUCGAUCGGAGUUGGGAAGCCCAUGGAACCGCUUCGGGAGCCGCCUCCCCCGUGGACGGCCCCCGGUCUCCGGAGCCGCUAUCGCCCCGCCUCGACCGGAAGGAGGCCCUGGAUACGGGGAUCACCCAGCAGGGCCGCCGGCCCGGCCAUGUGGCUUCUGUUGCCGGCCAGCCCCGGCCGGACUUCGCAAACGGCGUGACGUACUGGUUUACCUCGCGCGAUCAGGACACCACCUCGGGACCCGGCGAGCAGCACGGCCAUCAUCGCCGCCACCAGCACCACCCCCACCACCGCCAUGCCCAUCAGGAGGUGCCAUCUUCAGCCAGCGAACAUUCGAUCGCGUUGUCGGCGGCGGACUCGCACUUCUCCACGACCGACGAUCUGACCCACCAGAUGAUGUACGGCGCCCAUCACUACCACCAGCCGCGUAUGGGCGGCCCGUCGCGGGGCUCCUCCUCCGACGGGCUGAAUGCCUCGGCCUCCGAGGCCGACAGUGGGCCGUCCUUUUUGCAAAGCCUCUGGUCCAUCCCGGACCGGCUGAGUGACUGGCUCGGGUACACCGCCCGCCGGCAGGAUUUCUUCGAUCAAGAGGAGGAGGAGGAGGAGGAGGAGCAUGCCUCCCUGGAGGAGGGUGGCCGGGGCCAUGUGUCCUCCUGGCGGCAGGGCCACCAUCAUUCGCGCCAGCACCAGCACGACCAUCACCAUGAGCCGCACCGGCGUCUGGAGCACUCCCGGCCCGGAAAUGCCCAGCUCUACGGCCGGUACCGGUCGCAGGAGCUCGAUGACCCGCCCCUGGUGGAUGCGGUCCGGGCCCGCCGCGAGGAGCGUCUUCACUCGAUGCCGUCGGGGGCCGAGCAGCAGCAGCAGCAGCAGCAGCACCACAGCCACCACCAUCGCCACUAUUCGGCGUCGGGCGUGAGCGGCUCUCGGCACUCGGCGGGGCACAUGACGAUGGCCGCCGGCGAGGCGGCCGGCGCUGGGCGUGGUGGGGGCGGGCCGUCGCGCUUGGCGUCGGGCUCCUCCCACCCCCGGGACGGCGGCACCCGCAGCGCGAGCAUCGACUACACCAUCUCCGCGCGCCUGCGCUCGGACGCCUCCAUGAGCGACCUGCUGAGCUUCGGGCCGGACGACUCCUCCGGCACUGGCAGCGGGUCCGGCAGCACCUCCAGCCGGCACGCGGCCGGCAUGGACGCCGCCUCGACGGCCCUGGGGGGAGAUGGCCGCGGCCCUGCUGCGUCGGCGGCGCCGGGGGAGCAGGCGGCCCGCCUGCGCCGGGAGCCGGCGGCCGGCAGCGGCACGGGCACAGGCGGCGGCCUCUUCGACCUGCGGGAGGAUGAGGAUGCCCACCAGGUGGCCAUCUGCCGGAUGAGCUGCAACCACACCACGCAGAUGGUGUCCGGCCACAAGGAGGAUCUGUUCAUCGAUCCGGAGCUGUGUCCGGUGCCGAUGCAAGGCCGGUCGUCGUUCAUCACGUCCGAGAGCGGCACCGUGCCGGCCGGGCCGCUGGAUGAGCGGUUCCUGCACUGUGCCCCGGGGGUGGCGGCCAACCGGCGCAACCUUUCCAUCAAUGUCGGCGACGAGUGGUCCUCGACAUUGCGCGGAACCGAGGUGGAGAUCGGCAGCCCGCGCGACCUGCCCGAGGGCGAGUACUUCAACCUGCAGCUGGACAGCAUGAACCUGGCCCGGCCGAUGAUCCACUACAGCAUCCUCUCGUCCGGCAGCCAGGCGGUCCAGCCGGUGGAGAUCAUCGAGGGCCUGGACACCUCGCCACCGCGCCAGUCGUAUUUGGAAAAGAAGAUGCGCGAGAAUCCGGAAUUGUGGGGCAGGCCCGCGGGGGCGGCACCCGGCGACGGCCCGGAGGAGCCCCGCGUGGCGCGCUUCUUCCCCAGUGAGGACUCCCGCGCGUCCGGGUCCUCCUCCUUCUCCUCCGAGGACAGCCUGAGCGCCGGUGGCGGCCCGGGCAGCAGCGGCUCCGUCGGGGGCGAUUCGGCCAUCACCGGGGGUGACCAUUUGGCCGCGGCCGCCGCCGGCGGCAAGGCUCCCAUGCGUCGGUCGGCGCGUCGGGCGGCGGCGGCCGCCGCCGCCGCGGCAGCUGCUGCCUCCUCCUCGGACGCCACCGCCGCCGCCUCCUCCGCCGCCACCAAGGCCAAUGCCAAGCAGGGUCCAUCGGCCAAGUCGACCACCCCCCAGCCAUCGCACAAGAAGGUGACCUUCCUGUCGAAGGAGGCCGCAGCCGCGGCGUCCGGGGGUGCCGUGUCGUCCAACAACUCCUCGGACGACUCGAGUGUGCCGCUGGCCGAGCUGGUGGUGCGCGCCGUCACCGGGGGCCGCAGCAGCACCGCCAAGCAGUAG